This is a messenger RNA of Rhineura floridana, 5030 nucleotides long. It is a transcript of the gene CMTM7, whose product is annotated as CKLF like MARVEL transmembrane domain containing 7. The transcript is spliced from 5 exons. The record is from RefSeq and is a predicted model, not a curated record. Gene Ontology annotation, cellular component: membrane. NCBI's taxonomy places the organism in Eukaryota, Metazoa, Chordata, Lepidosauria, Squamata, Rhineuridae. The coding region runs from base 303 to 815 and encodes 170 amino acids.
CGCACCUCACAGGAAAUAGCCCCUGUAUCAGGGAGGCCUCGCUGCCGUUCUACCUUCCUCCUUUGGACGCGCCACAGGUUCCCUUCAGGCUGCCUGGAGGAGGCUUUCGCGACCUCCCCCUCGCUCCAGCUGUGCAUAGAGGCACUGCAGCCAGGCAGCCAUCGGCCGGCCCCGCCUUGUCCCGCCUCCGGAGCUACGAAGGGGUCGCGGCAGUGCUCAGGAGGAAGACGAACGCGAGCGAAAGCGGGCUAAAAAGGGAGAGGGGCUCGCCCCGUCUCCUCGGCCAGAAAAGCGCCAGCGAGAUGUCUCACGGGGUGCGGGUGAUCCGCACCGACGCCAGCAGCGGGAGCGCCUCCGCACCGUCUUCUGCUUUCGGGUCGGACUCCGGGUUGCUGGAUAGAGGCUACGCGGGCUCUUACUCAGCCAUGCUGAAAGUGGCCCAAAUGUUAUUGCUGCUGAUUGGAUUCAUCUGCAUAAGAUCUUCACGGUGGAUAGAUCACAGUACAUACACCUACUUUGAAAUUAUCUCCAUGUAUGACUUAGUUAUGAUUCUAAUUUUCUACAUUGUCUACAUCUUCAGAAUUUACCGAAUGCUGGCCUGCAUCAACUGGCCACUUGCAGAGUUUCUUCAUUACCUAAUAGGUACCGCCCUGCUUCUCAUUGCAUCUAUUGUGGUGGCAGCAAAAAGCUCCUAUUCAGCAGGUCUUGCAGCUGGAGCGGCCUUUGGCUUCUUAGCUUCAUUUCUGUGUAUCUUAAGUAUAUGGCUAUCCUACAAAGUCUCUUGUGUCACUCAAUCAACAGAUGCUGCUGUGUGAGUCUUUGGCACUCAAGGUGUACACACCAAAUUGUGGAAAUCAUAUGCUAAGACAGCAAAUGCAUUCAAGAUGGAAUUUUGUACUGGUGACCUUUUAAAGGGCUUGCUUUGUAUGACUCCUGAAACCUUUUACUAAGUGGACUGACCACCAGACUGCUCUGUUCUUACACUCCUCAUACUUGUUUGUCCAAACUGGAAGCAGAACCAGCAUUCUCUACUCUGCAUUGUCUUAAUACCUGUUGCCUGCCACGUGUACUCCACCUGCCAAAAUUCUUGGGGCCCAUAAGAAUGGCUGUUCCUAAGUGUUGAUUCUUUUCUUUUUCUUUCUUUAAACAAAGGGAGACCAGAGUUCAAAUCCCUGCUUAGCCAUGAAGCUCACUGGGUGACCUUGGAGUAGUCACUGUCCGUCAGCCUAACCUACCUCACGGGAUUGUUGUGAGGAUAAAAUGGAGAGGGGGAGAACCAUUUAUGCCACCUUGAGCUCAUUGAAGGAAAGGUGGGAUAUAAAUGUAAUGAUGAUGAUAAUUCUCCCUCCCCCCUCUUCACACUGAUAGCACUAAAACCACCUGCAUAUAGGAUCUGAAUUAGGACCUGCAUAAAAAGCUUGAAGGUGGAAAAUGUACUCUGCUUCCUUUCAUCUACAGUGGGCAAAAGCUGCAAAUUCACCAUGAACCAGUAGCUGUUAUAUAUCAAGUUAGACCUGCAAAGUCUAUUGCUUACCUUGCCUGACUUUUGGUCCCUGAUGUCAGAAAAGGCAUUUUAUCAUUUAUGUUUUGACUGGCUUACUGUGAAUAUUUCCUCAGAAGUGAAACAGGUUUUUUGUUGUGUGUUAUAGUGUUUAUGUUUUCAUUUUAGGUAUUUUUAUUCAUGACAAAGUAAUUUUGAAUCUAUGUUAUACCUCAAACACGUAGCACCCUGUAGACUAAAACCAACAUCUCUUUCUCAGUAUUGAUCUAUGUUGCUGGGCAUUAUUAAUACAAGUCUCUGUGAAGAAGACCUUGUUUGGCUGGAAAGGCCCCACCUAACUGGAGUCAAUCUUAUUUUGCAUUAGAAACAAACAGUUAAUUUGUUAUGGGGAAUUCUUAUGGCAGUUACUUCAAAAGAAGCAAUAUCUCUUCUAGAGUGCUUAUUUCCACAAUGUUCAAAAUGCCAUUUUUGUCAGUAGGGAUUCCAUUGCACUAUUGGAUGGUGCUUAGAAUAUUGCUGAUGUUUUUUAAACUUGCUUAAGGGGUGAGUGAGCCCCUGCUGUAGCAUGGAAAUAGUCAUGCAACCUUUAAACCAAACAAACAAAGGGGUGGGGGCAAACAUCAGUUUCAGGUAAUGCUCUUUGUGGACUUUGUUGCUCUCUUCCCUCUCUCCCCACAUCAGUUUGCUGUAUCUCUUUGCCAGCAGGGUUAAUACCUGUCUGCACCCCGCCCCCAAGGCUAAAACAAUAAAACCCAUAGAAGGCUGAAUCAGUGGUGCAAGUAUAACUUCACUGGGAAAGGGCCAGGCUUCUUAUUUGGAAAGACCAUGGAAAUAUGGAGGACAUGCUAAAAACAAGUUAGUGUUAAGACUGCAAUUAACAUGUGGACUCUGAUAAAAUAAGAGAUGACCAAGUAUGUAAGGAGAUAAUAUCCUAUUCUUAACUUCUAAAGAGAGAGAUGUUAGCAUCUUUGACUUCUAUCUAUUUGUGGCUAUGGGCUAGCAAAUGGUUUCUUAGUAGUAAUAACUAUGCAUUCCCUCAGCUCUUAUUCUGAUGCAGGAUGUUUAAGCCCACUGCCCCACUUCUGUUUUGUGUAGUACCUGGCUUACUUAUGCUAAGUAAAUGUUUAACGGCAAUUGGCCAGCCCCAAUUAAGUUAGCAGCAUAAAAGCAGGAUGCUCUGCGCUAAACGGAGCAGUCUUUGUUAUCCCUGUUGGUGUUAAUAAGAAAGUGAGUCAAUAUAUAAAAUGCUAGAAAUGUUAACUUUUCAGUUAUAGUCUAUCAGUGUUCCAAGCAAAAGUCAGAGCAAGAUGUUGUUACAGGAUUGACUUAGCACAGCAAUGAGCAGUGAAACAGUAGACAAAGAUAAGAAAGUUGGGGUGCUGCUACAGGCUUACUUGGUGGAUGACUUCAUUUGCAUCAGCUGAGACCAUCUGGACAUGAUGAAGUUAUUAUUAAUUUCAUUUGUUGGUCACCUCAUACCCAAUAGGCUCCAGGUGACUUACAACAGAUUUAAAAACAUAAUAUUAAAAACUUAAAAUCCUACCAAAAGAAAUCCUACCAAGGGAAACUAAGACAGUACACCUCAAGGACCAAUGGCCUGAGUGAAAAUGAAGGUUUUUGCCUAGCACCUAAAGAUGGAUAAAGAAGGUGCCAGACAUGCCUCCCUUGAGAAAGCAUUCCGUAGCUGGGGGACACCAAUAAAAAGGCCGGUUCUCAUGUUGCAAGCCUCAGAGUCUCUGGGGCAGGGGGGGAUACAAAUAAGGGGCUCAAAUGAAGAGCAUAGGAUCUGAGUUGCUUUAUGUAGGGAGCAGCACUCCUUGAGGUAUUGGGGUCCUGAGCCGCAGAAGGCUUUAUAGGUCAAAACCAUCACUUUGAAUUGAGCCUGGAAAUUAAUUGGUAGCCAAUGCAGCUAUACCAGAAUUGGUGUUGUGUACCAACAGUCUUACCCCAGUCAGCAGUAUAGCUGCCAAAAUCUGCACUAGCUGGAAUUUCUGAACUGUCUUCAAAGGGAGCGCACAUAUAACACAUUGCGGUUGUGUAACCUAGAGGUUAUCAGAGCAUAGACAAAGUUAGGCUUUCCCUGUCCCAAUAGGGGCACGGUUGGAACUUCCAGGAGACUGGGGAAGAGGACUCACCAUCAUUGCCCUUCCCAACAUUUCCCUUUUGCUGCUGGUAGUCCCCCUCUGGAGGAGAGGGAGCCAGCUAUAAGUCGUAAAACCACAAUGUCAACAUAUGUACGUGUGAAUUCCAGAUGUGUGUAUACUGCAAGUGACCCAUAACAUACUCAGAGCUAACAGGACCUUUUACUGGAGUUAAAACCACAUGUUACCCAUAUAUGUAUAUAAUCCACUUGCAAUCCAACAAGAAAGCACACAAAAGAUAAAGGUAAAUUUUAUUUAAAAGAGAAAUAGGAAGAACGUAGCAUUCAUUUACAAAGAAAUUGCGAGCAACAUCUAGCUAAAUGCAUUCAUUCAAUUGAUAGAUCUUCAGAAGUUAUAGAUGUGUUACAUCCAAGAUUCCAUAGAUUUGCACCCAAGAGAAGGAAAAGCAGAGAAAUAAAAAUGUUAGUGUAAUACCUUUCCUGUAGAAAUGCUGGGACUCAAAGGCAGGAAUGAGGCUUUGUAUCAAGCUCAGGAACCAAGCUCUGCCUGCAGUGUAACCUAGAGCUAGACAUGAGAGGUCUCACCGUUCCAAGGUCCAGAUGUCCUGUGUUGUGAAGCAGGGAGGAAUUCAUGGAGGCCCCAAAGAUGAUGUGAUGAAACUCAUGGAUAUUCAACUGAUAAUGGUUUUUAUCAUUUCAGCUAGUACACCAGCUGCACCCAUACCUGGUCAAGGAAGCUGAGGUCACAGUAAUAUGAGCCUUAGUUCCAUCGGCCAGAUAGGCGACACAUAAAUUAAAUUUAUUAUUAUUAUUAUUAUUAUUAUCCGUAACAAAUUACUGCAGCAUGCUUCAUGGGGGACUGCCUGUUGAAAACUGAUUGGAAACUACAACUGGCCCACAAAGCAGAUUCAAGGUUUUUAACUGGGAUUGGCCAAUUGGUGCAUAUAACCCUAUUUCUUAACCAACAAUUCAGUGCAUUGGUUUUGACCUUUAAAGCCCUAAAUAGUUUUGAACUAAGAUAUUGUAAGGAUCUCAUACUCCCUAUGCUCCUAUUAUUCCCUAUACUCUGAACAUGAGCUGAGGCCCUGCUUUGUAUUCCCCCACUGUUGGACUGCCAUGGCAGGUGGGGAGGUAGGUACAUAGGACAGGGUCUUUUUUGUGGUGGCAUUAAGAUUAUGGAACUCCCUCCUUAGUGAAGCUCACCUUCCUGACCUUCCUGAAAUUUUAAAAGAUAUUUAAAAAACCUCCAGACAAUUCUCUUUUGGAGGGCUUUUGAUUUGUAGUAAUCUUCACAUCUUCAUCAAUGCUUCUGGUUCUUUUUCCAGGUCUUUGCUACUUUUAUCAACUGUUUUUAUGUGAAAUUGUACAUUUUUAUUUUGUUUCAUAGCACUUUUAAUGUUUUUAGUCACCUUGUAAAUCUACAAGAUA